UCGCCGGCUCCCCAGCUGCUGUACUUAUUCGCGAGACGCCAGUAGUUGCUGGGGUGCUUGUCACGAAUCGCGGCUUCCCGCUUCUCCUUUCCCACGCACACUCCUGCUCCACCAGCUAUGGAUUUCGUGUUGAGCGGGGUGGCCGCCUGCGGCGCCUGCCUUUUUACGAAUCCAUUGGAAGUGGUGAAAACGCGAAUGCAGCUGCAGGGUGAACUGAGGACACCCGGCUCCUACAAGAUCCACUACCGCAAUGUCUUCCAUGCUUUCUACACCAUUGGCAAGGUGGACGGGCUAGCAGGACUUCAGAAGGGGCUCGUGCCAGGACUCAAUUACCAGUUUGUAGUAAACGGAGUGCGACUGGGCUCCUACGCCAUCCUCGAGUCGGGGGGCUACAUUCAUUCGGAGGGCAGAGUGAGCCCCGUGAAGAGCGUCGCGGCCGGAGCAGUGGCCGGAAUGCUGGGAGCCGUCAUUGGGAGUCCCAUGUACCUGGUGAAGACGCAUCUCCAGAGCCAGUCGACUGCUUCAAUUGCAGUGGGGCACCAAUACCAACACCAGGUAAGUAGAAGGAGACAGCCUGUACACAUAAUGUAUGGCUGUUAAUAUGUGGGCAUGUUGGGCAGACGGAAGUGCUUUCUCUUUAAAGUGGCCAGUUAGGGGUCGCCAAAGCCAUAUAUAUUUUUUUAUUAUUGACCUCAAAGUGCAAAGGUGUUGUUUAUCAGCUUUUAUCUGAAAUUAUAAAAAAGCUGAGCACCAGGAGCCACAGUGUGGAGGUGCCCACCCAGUGCAGCUCGCCUGUUUAUGUGCCGGACGUUGUGUUCAUUUCUUUUGGUGGGUUUUUCACGAGACGCCCAGUAAGUUUGUGUGUGUACGGACUGCCUUUUACUCUCAAUGCGUUUUCAUGAAGUUGUGGACCUAUUCUGGUGAGCUUCAAAGGGUCCUCAACCUGACUGUGAUCAGGGCCGGACUGGGAAGCUUAUUCAGAGAUGACGAAGCAGACCUGAAGUCUACCCCAGGCCAGGCCACACAGUAUUCAUCAGUUUCCUUGUACAGGCACAGACUCAAAAAACUAACAAACACCAUUUUGUCUUGGAAGU
Molecule: messenger RNA, 1094 nt
Organism: Polypterus senegalus (gray bichir)
Lineage: Eukaryota; Metazoa; Chordata; Cladistia; Polypteriformes; Polypteridae
Product: solute carrier family 25 member 35-like
Exons: 2
Coding region: 118-600 (160 amino acids)
Source: RefSeq, a predicted model, not a curated record